This is a messenger RNA of Anopheles stephensi (Asian malaria mosquito), 1318 nucleotides long. Its product is annotated as aquaporin-like. The coding region runs from base 333 to 1274 and encodes 313 amino acids. The record is from RefSeq and is a predicted model, not a curated record. The transcript has 4 exons. NCBI's taxonomy places the organism in Eukaryota, Metazoa, Arthropoda, Insecta, Diptera, Culicidae. Gene Ontology annotation, molecular function: water channel activity. Gene Ontology annotation, cellular component: plasma membrane. Gene Ontology annotation, biological process: transmembrane transport.
AUCGAGUCGUCGCAGUCACUGCGACGAUGCGCCACGCAGAACCGUAGUUAGUACGUUACGUUCGGCCGGGACGACCGGUAGUCGACCUGUUGAGUUUGUCACAAUUUCCACUCAACAACCCCCGCCAUCGAUCGGUGCGCGUGAGUGGCGUCAAGUAGUCAAGGCCCUUAAUCCACCCCAUUCAAACACAAAAAACACACACACACUCACCACAUUCCGCAAGCAACAAAGUGAGCAGCAGCAAAUUUUUAAUGUGCUCAAUUAGAAACAACGUGAAACCAUCCCGCUAUACCAAACAUAGCGUGCGUAAGUAGUGAGUAGCGGUGGUAGAUAUGACGCACAACGGAUUAUCAAUACAGCCCCGGGAACAGAUUGUUCGCCACAAUGGCGAAGGAAUGCCCGCCAAUGGAGUGCACGCGUCGGAGGAUGCUGUUCCGAAUGAAUUCAGGAAGGGUCAAGCUCCGUGGCAUACAAAAAUAACAAACACCUCAUCCUUCGAAGCUCUGAUCAAAUUUUUGGGAGAAUUUUUCGGCACCGGAACGCUCAUGUUUCUCGGCUGCAUGGGCUGUCUCGAUGGCUUCGACAACGUGACGACCAACUUUAGCCGGGGCGUCAUAUUCGGCUUCACCGUGAUGGUGGUGAUCCUCACGUUUGGCGUAGUGUCCGGUGCACACAUUAACCCCGUCGUUUCCAUAGCUGCCUAUAUCUACGGCGAUCUAUCGUACAUGAUGAUGCUAGUGUACUUUGUCGCUCAGUUUACCGGUGCUCUGUGCGGGUACGGACUGCUGGUAGGUGUUGCUCCACAGGCUUAUUUCGAUCAAGCUCUGGUAGCCGGUCAUGGAAGCUGCGUGACGGCUCCCCAUGCCAGCCUUACGACGGGCGCCGCAUUGGCGAUAGAGUUCAUUGUUACGGGAAUUCUUAUCUGGGCUUGCUGCGGCGUGUGGGACCCACGGAACGCUAAACAUCAGGACUCGGUACCGGUAAAGUUUGCACUGCUCGUCGCGGCUAUCUCGGUUGCGGCGGGUCCAGCGACCGGCGCAAGCAUGAACCCGGCCCGCACACUGGCACCAUGCGUUUGGAACAACAGUUACCACAAAAUAUGGAUUUACUUCGUGGGUCCACCAUUGGCUGGUAUCAUAAUGCCAAUAAUAUACAAGUACGUAUUUCGAGGAACAGUAAACUGUGAUGACGAGCAAACGAACCCAGCGCCACCGCAAGCACAGGUGUGCGUUUGCGUUGUACAUAAUAAAGAAUCACACUUUGAAAAGGUCUGAAUGUUAUGCUAAAUGUAAUAAAAACUGGUUUGUAAUAAAAUUUA